Fusarium proliferatum ET1 is the source of this 795-nucleotide messenger RNA. RefSeq lists its product as uncharacterized. The record is from RefSeq and is a predicted model, not a curated record. Gene Ontology annotation, molecular function: fatty acyl-CoA hydrolase activity. The transcript has 4 exons. Lineage: Eukaryota; Fungi; Ascomycota; Sordariomycetes; Hypocreales; Nectriaceae. Bases 1 to 795 code for a protein of 264 amino acids.
AUGUCUUUGCGGCUUCUCAAGCGACCAAUAAACCUUGCAUCGAGGGCUCCGAUUUCUCAGCUUCGUUUACAAUCUGGUCAGGCGCAAUCGAGCAAUGAUCUUCCCUCAUUUCCCUCUCGGUGGUUCGCUGAUCUACAAGCUCAGCUGAAGAAGCUCACCAGCGAUAACUACCCAUCCAGCUGCGUUGAAGAAGCCAAGAGACAAUUGGUGUCAAAUGAAAAAAAUUGGCUGCAACUCUUGGCGGGACAGCAAGGGUUCCUUACCGAUAAGAAAUGGCGAGGUCUCGAUAACCACCAGCUCCUUUGGGGUGAUAUGCAUGGCCAUGUCAAUAACGUGAUGUAUAACCGCUAUGUCGAAACUGGACGCGUGCACUUCAUCAGACAGCACAGUUUGGAUGCAGCACAGCACCACAAGGCUCAAUGGGAUGAUCUGGUGACACCACGUAGCCUGGGCCUUAUUCUCAAAAGCAUCACAACGGAAUACAAAUUUCCUCUUGAGUUCCCAGACCACAUCACUGUAUUGUAUAAGCUGCUUGAAGCUCCAACCAACGAGUCAACGUCGCUCAAGAUGGAAGCUUGGAUUCUAUCAGAACAAUAUCGCCGCUUGGCAGCACGAUGUAUCGACGACACUGCCAUCUAUGACUACACUGCCGCAAAGAAGACGGUCUUGAAGCCGUUUAUGGUCGAGAAGUUUCAGCAAACAUUCAGCAUGCAACAGGCAAACCAAAAGAAGUAUACCGAUCAGGCAAAGCAGGCAAUUGAGGCUGCCAGGGAGCUUCAGAUAAAGUACACAUAG